Molecule: messenger RNA, 2664 nt
Organism: Xenia sp. Carnegie-2017
Lineage: Eukaryota; Metazoa; Cnidaria; Anthozoa; Malacalcyonacea; Xeniidae
Product: synaptotagmin-16-like
Exons: 4
Coding region: 334-1725 (463 amino acids)
Source: RefSeq, a predicted model, not a curated record
UUAACCGCGAUUUUCUCUGAUUACGUCUCAACCAAUGAAAUGAGGACAUAACGAUGUGUCUGAUCUGAUUUUGUGCAAGGCUAAUGAAUCAUGGACAAAUGAACUUUGUACGAACGACAGUUCCCUUAAUAAAUAUUGCAUUGGACUUGGUGGCAGAUUGCGGCAAAAGUCCUUCUGACGCGCUUUCAAAGAUUCGCUUUUAAAUUUUGUCCUAAAAAUUUUGAAUGUUUUAACGGACGGCGAGUUUUGACUCUUCGUUUAAUCAAACCACUUUAAAAAAAGAAGGAAAUUGAAGAUGGAACUAACGCCAUUGAGAAGAAAAAAGGGCGAGUGAUGGAAAUGAAUUUUACUCGAGUUGAAGUUGUUGGGGAAAAAGAAAUGAUUGAUAAGUCACUGGUUCCAACUCCUGCUCUGAUCUUUCUUUGUGUUAUCGCUGGAGUUAUCGUUAUAUUAUUCAUUGUUUAUCAAGUUGUGAAGCGCGGAUUAGUUUGUAACCUCGAACCUCCGGAGAGACCGGACGAGGAGGAGUACGAAUAUCUGAAAUCUGUGCCUUAUGAAACAGAAACAGAUGACGAAUUUUAUGGUUCAAAGACUCCUAGUCGAAGAUCCAGUUGUAAUACAACGAGUGGAAGUCUAAGAUCCGAUGGGGAUUAUGUUACCGGAGGUUAUUAUAAGCCGGGAAAUUAUUCUGACGGUACGGACGGUUUGGAAUAUCUUAGUUAUAGCCCUGGUACAGUACGCAAAACAUUUGGCGGAGAAAUGACACCUCGGGGAUUUGGAUCCUCUCUGUCUGCCGGUGAGGAGUUAGUUAGUAUUGCUGGACGGAUACAGAUAUCUGCCAGUUAUGCUCCCACCGCCAACAAAUUGGCUGUUAGUAUUUUGAAAGCCGAAGAUCUUCCGACGAAAGAGCGAGGAGGACCGAGUAUGGUACAAGUCCGAGUUGUCUUACUGCCUGUAAAAAAGCAAAGAUUUAAAACGAAAGCUAAACCUUCUACUCACCCCAGUUUUCAUGAGACAUUUACCUUUAGUCACGUGACACAUGAAGAGGUUCGUUAUGGCUCACUAAGGGUUCGUGUGUAUGGUCACGAGAGGAUUACGCGGGAUCGUCUUGUUGGUGAGGUGAACAUGCCUCUCUCGGAAUUUGAUCUGGACAGUGAGUCAGAUACCGUUUGGAGAAUGAUAAUUCCCAGAAGCCAACUUUCGGCAGCCGACUCUCUUUAUGACAUCACAGAGACUAUGAGCAUUGGCUCAGGUCAUGGUGGAUCAUCGUCCUCACUUAUUGCAGUGCAUGGUGGGACACCUGAGUUGUUGGUGGCAUUAUGUUACCAAUCUCUGACAGGAAGACUGACUGUUGAAAUUUUGAAAGCCAGUAAUCUGCGCAUGCCUACCAUGCAGCGCGCUCCAGAUACCUACGUUAAAGUGACAAUGUUCAAUUCUAUUGGUCAGCAAUUGUCAAAAUGUAAGACGACAAUCCGUCGCAAUAUGGUCGAUCCGGAAUUUAACGAAACAUUCGUGUUCCAAAUUAUCGAGUUUGAACUACCUAGUGUCAGUAUCAUGUUUUCCGUUGUUCAGAUCAAGAAAAUGAGGCGAAAAGAGAUAAUGGGCUGGUUUUCUAUUGGACACGACAGUACUGGAGACGAUGAAGAUCUUCACUGGAGGGCGGUAAUGAGCGCCCGCGGUCAAUCAAUAAAAAGAUGGCAUAUUCUGAGCUCUGUUAAUUUUUAAGAAUUGCCCCUAUAAUACCUUAGUUGAAUUUCAAAUAGAGCUUAUUUCCCCUAGAUUUAUUAUCGAUUAUGUAAAUAUUAUGUAUACUAUUUUUAAAAAGAUAAUUGCAGCGUGGGUCAGUUCAAUCUUGAUUAAAUAUAAAACCUUGAAAUAUUACUAGUACCCACAGGGAAGGAAUGCGAAGGUGAAAACACUUAUUUCUGGUUUUACCAAUGUGUUUUGCACAAAAUUACUUUGCAUUGUGUGAAUUUAGCUUGUGUAAAUUAAUCAGCACUACCACUAGGCACUCUCGUAUACAUUGUAGGCUCGCAAGAUUAUUAUUUUCAUUUUUAGAAUUAAUUCUUAGUGAAUUAGAGCUCAACUAUGCCUUAUGAGUAAGUUUAAACUUUGAUAUGAUCAGAUCUCUCUCAUCUGCUCUUUAUCCCCUGUUUUAGACGAAGGUCUUAAAAGUUGCUAAUUUCAAUAGUUAUUUUAUUUGAUAUCUUGCGCAUUAUCUAAUAUUUCACAUGUCAUGUGUAGAUUGUGUGUACUUGCUAUGAAUGUUGGCCAUUUUUGUUUUCCCAUCUUCCGAGCACAAUUUUUUGCUUCCCAUUCAUGUCUGUUGGUGUCCUAAAACUAUUAAUUUCUUGUUAUAUUCAUUGUUUUAGUGUUUGAAAGUUCUAGCUGAGAAAAUAACACGUUGAAGAAAGGGGUGUAAUGUAUAAGAAACUUGAAAAUGGCGAACAUGAAUUAAAAUAGACAAAUGAAAUAAAAGAAUUAAACGUAACAGUUUGAAGAAAUAUGAACAGAAAAAUACAGGAUUGAACAAACAAUAAAUUUACAGGUUUAUUUCAUGAAUUUAUAGAAAGUGAGAGUUUUAUCAAUCUACAUUUUAAUAUAGAUUGUAAGAUUCAUUCAUUUUAUGGAGACAUGUGGUGAAAAUGCAGAUUUCGUCUUAGA